AUGUAUUGGUCGCAUAGGGUGAAGCGCAGCAUCGGUCCCGGCUCGACCGGAAGUUCGCCGCCGGUCAAGAUUCCGGCGCGUUCGAGCCGCGAAGCGCCUUCGAGCGCGAAGGUCCUGCCCCGCGACACAGAAAUCAUCUCGACUGCCGCGCUGCGGAACGUCGUCAAGGAUGUGGUGGCAGAGUACGCGGUCCAGAUUACGGCGCAGAUCGACGCCAAGUUGACUGCCGCCGCCGACGCGACUGCCGCGGACAUGGCGCUGCUUUCGGCGCGCGUGGAUGCAAUGCACAACGAAAACAUGGCCGCGCAUGCGUUGACACAGCUCGCCGUUGGAGGCGUCCAAGGCGGCGUCCAAGGCCUCGAAGCUAUGGCUUUCGAGACCGCUGAGGUGGUCCAAGCUGUCUGCACGGACGUUGCCCAGACGCGCUGCACGAUUGAAGACCUCACGGUGCAAGGGCUGCGCCAGCAUUUUGCAACAUCGACGACGGUGCUCGAGGCGCACGAUACCCUCGUGCCACCAGCCUUUAUUUUGACCCACUGCAUUCUGUCGCCGGGCACCAAGAAGGCGCCGCGGCUGCCGGACGGGUACAAGGGCCCGUACUACCUCUAUUUUAUCGACCAUCUGACACGUCACCCGGCGAUCGACGGAAAGCCGAUCAAGGUCAAGAUGGCGUCGCUCACGGGCACGCUGCUCUAUGGUUUGAUCACGUACGCCGAGGUCGGGCUCGAGUGGGUCGGCGCAAUCAACAACGCGGUUCUCUUGACCCCGUUCGGGUCGCUCGACGACGCGGCUGUCGCCACGGCCGGGCUCGAGACGACCAAGUUUGCGCUGCAGCAGUUCAAGUCCGUCGCGACGGGGCUGACGCAGGAAGACGUCAAGGCGGGCAGUGCCGCCUUUCGCGAAUUUGUUUGCGAGGCGGACCCGAAGAACGUGUUUGGCGGGUUGAAGCGCUACGCCCUUGUCGACGGCCCCGUCGUCUGGUGCCUCGAGGCGUCGAUGAUGGCGUACCGCGAGCUGCUUGUCACCGAGCUGAAGAACCGCUAUCCUAUCCGCGACAACAACGACGUCGACGACAACGACGACGACGACGAUAACAACAACGACGACGACAACAACAACGACGACGACAACAACAACAACGACGACAACAACAACAACAACGACGACGAUGACGACGACAACAACGGCGACGACAACAACAACCAAUGA
Molecule: messenger RNA, 1209 nt
Organism: Saprolegnia parasitica CBS 223.65
Lineage: Eukaryota; Oomycota; Saprolegniomycetes; Saprolegniales; Saprolegniaceae
Exons: 2
Coding region: 1-1209 (402 amino acids)
Source: RefSeq, a predicted model, not a curated record